CUCAUACAAUUAAUUAAUUAAAUUAAUGACCUGUAAAAACAAGAGGCGGCACAACCCCCCUAUACAUAAACCCUAGCAAGUAAUCUCCAAGUAAUAUUGCCUUUCCAGCUUAACCAUGAUGAGAAUUCUUGUACGACACGCAAAGCUAUACAGGAGUCACACCUUCCUCCGAACCCUAUCGUCCUCGGCUAAUCAAACUUUGCAGAAUCGUCUAACAGAGGCUCUUGAUCAGAAAGCACAGAUCAUUCCUGUGCUAAAACAGUGGCGGCAACAGGGGAAUCACAUCAACCCUUCUCACGUGAGAGUCAUCAUCGAAAAGCUUCGUGAUUCCGACCAAUCUCUCCAAGCCCUUCAGGUGUCAGAGUGGAUGUUAGAUAAUGUUGUCGAGUUAGAAGAAGCAGAGAAGUUCUUCGAAAGUAUACCACAUAGCGCGAGAGACGGUUCUGUCUACACUAGUCUGUUAGCCUUGUACGCACGAUCACGAUCGGACAAGACUCUGCCUAAAGCCGAAGCCACGUUCGAGAAAAUGAGGGAGUUACGUCUUCUCACGAGCCCUUCUCCUUACAAUGCAAUGAUGUCUCUCUACGGUUCCCUAAAUAAUCGAGAUAAAGUCGAUGACCUUUUGCGUGAGAUGCAAGCUAACAACGUGGCUGCCGACAGCGUCACUCUGAACCACGUGUCGAAGCUAUACUUGUCUGACGUGACGCCGAUGGGGAAGCUAUCAACUGCGUGGGAAGAAAAUUGUGGGAACUGGAGCACCCUUGAGUGGCUCAUUACUCUUGACAUGGCAACGGCUUGCCUCAAAGAUGGCUCACAAGAAAAGGCGGUAAAAUUGCUCACUUCAACCGAGAAACUACUGGUUGACCCCAAGUCGUUUAAACAAGCUUACGAGCUUCUCACGAAGCUGUAUGGUGAAGCUGAAAAGAAAGAAGAGGUGCUACGGAUAUGGAACCUUUGCAAUAAGACCACAGAACAGUGCUGUGAUAGCAAUGAUUAUCUAACUGUGAUCAGUUCACUCUUAAAGCUAGACGCUAUCGCUGAGGCUGGAGAGAUUUACAAAGUGUGGGAAUCUUUGCCUCUUGAGUUUGAUAUACGGAUCCCAACUAUGUUGGCCUCUGGUUAUCGAGGGAGAGGAAUGUUGGAUGAAGCUGAGAAACUUAUGAAAAGUUUAAUAAAGAACAUAAGAAUGAGGAGACCAAUCAAUCCGCUUUUGGACCAAUGGGGAAGUAGAAUGAGAGUGUCUGAACUCAAAUGCCUCAUCAAGAAUCUUCAUGAUUCUAAUCAGUUUUCUAAAGCACUUCAGGUUUCAGAGUGGAUGGAUGAAAAAAGGGCUUGCAAUAUUUAUCCUGAAGAUUAUGCAGCUCGGCUUCAUAUGGUUGAAGUUGUGUUGGGUUUGGAAGAAGCAGAGAAGUUCUUUAAAAACAUCCCUGAGAACAUGAAGGAUUACACUGUCUACGCAACUCUCUUGAGUUCUUACGCAAAAUCUGAUACACAUUUAGGUAAGGCCAAGGCAAUUUUUGAGAAGAUGAGAGAGCUUGGUUUCCUUAUGAAACCUUCACCGUUCAACUCGAUGCUCUCUUUCCACAGUCAAAGAAAUAUGGUCGAGGAGUUUCUUCGUGAGAUGGAAGAGAACAACGUGGCUCCCGAUAGUCUCAUGGUGAACAAAGUCUUGGGAAUAUAUGCGGCUGAGCCAAACGUAGAAGCUACGGAAACGUUUAUGAAAAAGUGGAGUGGAGAAGAAGGGAUCAAACUAGAAACAGAGACCAUGGCUGCAGUGGCAAAGACUUACGCUAAAGCAGGAUCCAUAGAAAAAGCUAUAGAGAUGUUUGGUGGUGUGGCAGGGAGUAAAGAAGAAGUGUACCGUCUUUGGAACGAGUUCAAGGAGAAUGCGAAGUUGGAGUAUAAUUGGUACCUUUUUUGGAACGAAAAUGAGAAGUUGAAGGAUGAUAUGUAUAAAACUGUUAUUGCUACUUUGUUGAAGCUAGACGAUGUAGAAGGAGCUGAAAAGGUAUACGGAGAGUGGACACCGGUUGGACCGAACCUGGACUUGAGCAUACCUGGUUUGUUAAUUUCUCGGUUUUGUGCAGAAGGAAACAAAUUGAAAUUUAGUGAAUUGAUAAGUUCCAUUAGAGGGAAGAUGAUUGAGAUGCAUUUAAGGACGGUGAAGGCUUUUAUAGGCAGGGUCGUGACGUAUGUGUUCGUCUUUUGUGUCGUGGUCGUACUUUCUAUGAGAAAAUGCUGGUGGAUAUGGUUUUGGCCGAGGAUAUUCUAAAGCAGCUGCAUCGGGUUGAGAAACACGUG
Molecule: messenger RNA, 2301 nt
Organism: Raphanus sativus (radish)
Lineage: Eukaryota; Viridiplantae; Streptophyta; Magnoliopsida; Brassicales; Brassicaceae
Product: putative pentatricopeptide repeat-containing protein At1g28020
Exons: 3
Coding region: 116-2272 (718 amino acids)
Cellular component (GO): mitochondrion
Molecular function (GO): protein binding
Source: RefSeq, a predicted model, not a curated record